This is a messenger RNA of Cryptomeria japonica (Japanese cedar), 2919 nucleotides long. RefSeq names its product disease resistance protein RPV1-like. The transcript has 5 exons. Gene Ontology annotation, molecular function: protein binding; ADP binding. Gene Ontology annotation, biological process: defense response; signal transduction. Bases 1 to 2919 code for a protein of 972 amino acids. Lineage: Eukaryota; Viridiplantae; Streptophyta; Pinopsida; Cupressales; Cupressaceae. The record is from RefSeq and is a predicted model, not a curated record.
AUGCACGAAAGUACCAUUCAAGUUGAACAAAAUGAGAAUGCAUCUAUGUUUCAAGGUCGUGAACUUGGACAUAUUGUGCAUGUGGAAGAAACUAGAAAGGAACUUGAUGAAGACAUUUUCACAAGCAUAAUAGAGGAGUUUUUCUUAAGUCUUGAUGGCAAUUAUCCCAAAUCUGAAGUUGGUGAACAACAUGAUGAAGCAAGACGUGCAGCCAUAUUUUCACUUCAAUCACAUGAGGAAAAUCAUUCCACUCGGCAUGAGGUUGUGGUUGAGGAAUCAGUUGAUAAAGGCAUAAUAGGAAAGAAGAUCUUAGAGUUUGUCCUAUCAAGGGGAUGUCCUAUAAGACAUCUAGCUUGGUUGGAAGAUAACAAGAUGUCAAAAGUUACACUUGAGCUUGAGCAUGAGGACACAUAUGAACAUGGAAUCAAGCAUGCAUUUGUAGUUGAGCAGGAGCAAUCCAGAUUCAUUGAUCCAUUUUGGAGCAGCAGAGCUUCAGUUGGGGACUUCUUGCCUGCAGCACUAGAAGAAGCAAUGCGUGCUGCUUCCCUUCAUGUAGCAAUAUUUUCUCCCACCUAUGCUCAAUCGCCCUGGUGUCUUGCGGAGCUAUCAUUUAUACUCAAGACCGGUAAACCUAUUAUUCCCGUUUUCUAUGGUGUUCAGCCCACCGAUCUGCGAUGGGUGGAUCAAGGAAUGUAUGCCCAAGCCUUUUCUAAGCAUCAAGAAAAGGGUAGAUACAGUGAACAAAAGAUCAAGGAGUGGAGCAAGGCACUCCGCAAGGUCUCAUAUUACAAGGGUGAAGUCAUCAAUAACAAUGAUGUGGAGCAAGAGAAGUUGAAGAAUAUUGUGAAUCGUGUAUUGAAAGAAAUUGAAGUGGUACCGUUAAUUGUAGCAAAACAUCCUAUGGGUCUUGAAGAAGCUGUGAUAGAUUUUGAAAAAACUGUACGUGAAUCUGGUAUGCCUCAAAUUGUGGGAAUUUGGGGCAUGGGAGGUUCCGGUAAAACAACUCUUGCAAAAGAACUAUAUAACCAAAAACGCUCAUAUGUAGAUGGUUCAAGUUUUGUCUUUGAUAUUAGAGAUGCUGCGUCAAAAAAGGAAUUGCAUAAAAAGCAAAAAUAUUUAUUAAAAGACCUGGGUGUCAAAAACAUACCACCUUUUGACAAUAUAGAAAAAGGCAAGGAGAUCCUUUCAAACCGUUUGGGAAAUAGUCGUGUACUUAUCAUUUUGGAUGAUGUAGAUCAUAUAGAUCAACUAGAUGCUCUAUUGCCUAUAAAGGAUAACCUUGCAUUAGGUAGUUUAAUCAUUGUUACAACACGAGAACGAGAUGUCCUUACCUAUUGGAACAUCUCUUCCAUUUACAAAAUGAAAACAAUGAAAUAUUUUUAUGCCAAACAACUUUUUUGUUGGCAUGCAUUUUUACAACCCUUUCCAAAAUUAGGAUUUGAGAAACUUGUUGAAAAAUUUACAAGUGCUUGUAAUGGGCUACCUUUAUCUUUGAAAGUACUUGGAGGUCAGCUUUAUUACUACUCUAACAAAGAUUUAUGGGAAGAUCUAUUAUUGAAAAUCUCAAAAAUAUUGCCUGAAGACAUCAAAAAUAGAUUGAGAGUGAGCUAUGAUUCUUUAGAUGAAGAAGAGAAACAAAUAUUCUUGGAUGUGGCUUGUUUUUUUAUUGGAGAAGACCACAAGAAAACUAUUGCAAUUUGGGAGGGAUCUGGUUGGAGUGGUUUACACAGUUGGGAGAGGCUUGUAAACAAAUGUUUUGUUGAUCUCGACAGUAAUAAUCAAAUAAGAAUGCAUGGCCAUUUCAGAGAUUUAGGAAGGGAAAUUGCAAAUACUCAACUACCCUGCCGUCUAUGGUCCAGAGAUCAGAUUACAGGCAUUCAGACACAAGAGGAGGAAAAAGUCCAGAUCCGAGGAAUGAUCUUGAAUGCAGCAAAUAAUGGUGUGCAGGAAUUUCCUGGUUUCCUCUUAAAUACAAGAAGACUUUCCCUUCCUGAAUUUAAAAUAUUUGUGGUUAAGGGGAAUUAUGGGGACAACUUACCCAUUGCCGAAUUUUCAACAAAUUUGGCAUGGCUUAGCUGUACUGGAACUGCUGAUAGAAAUCUCCCACUGAAAAUGGAAAAUUUAAGAGUUUUAGAAUUAUACAAAUCCAGGCAGUUAGUAGGCUUGUGGAAGGAUGUGCUGGAAGCUCCAAUGCAGUUAAGAGUGUUGAUUGUUUCUGAUUGCCCUAAAUUGGGAAGAAUUCCAAAAUCCAUAGAAUGCCUCAAGAAGUUGAAACAGAUGUCCCUGUGUGGGUGCAAAAAUGUUAAGGGACUGCCAGAGGAAUUUUGCCGUCUUGAAUUGUUGGAGCAUCUGCAGUUAAAACACUGUGAAAAGCUAUCAUCACUGCCUAGCUGCUUUGGUGAAUUGAUAAACCUUCGACAUCUAGAUUUGAGUUAUUCUUAUAAACUGAGAAGGUUGCCAGAUUCUUUUAAAAAGAUGAAGUUGCUGCAACAUCUUAAUUUAAGUUGGUGUAAAAGGCUUGUCUUACAGCCAGACAUCCUGGAGAAAAUGACAAAGCUCGAGUAUUUGAAUUUUUCAAAUUGCUUCAAAUUGAGAAAUUUGCCUGGUCACAUCACAAAGCAACCUGCCUUGAGAGAGCUCUAUUCAGAGAAAACCUACUUAAGGGAGCUCCCAAUGGACAUUGGUCAACUGAGCAAUUUGAGAGUUCUAAAGAUUGGUUCACAUUUCAAAAUCCAAGCUUUACCGGAGUCUAUGGGGAAUCUCAAUCAUUUAGAGCACUUAGCAUUGGACUCUUUAAAGGCUCAGUCUUUACCAAUAUCAUUUACACGACUGAUCAAUCUUCAAACUCUGGAAAUUAGCAGUGCCCAAUCAGAAAAUUGGAUUGUGAGCAGGGGCAAUUUACCUCGUUGUCCAAGGUAG